This is a messenger RNA of Brachypodium distachyon (stiff brome), 2006 nucleotides long. RefSeq names its product putative leucine-rich repeat receptor-like serine/threonine-protein kinase At3g53590. Gene Ontology annotation, molecular function: protein kinase activity; ATP binding. The transcript is spliced from 9 exons. The coding region runs from base 359 to 1456 and encodes 365 amino acids. The record is from RefSeq and is a predicted model, not a curated record. Gene Ontology annotation, biological process: protein phosphorylation. NCBI's taxonomy places the organism in Eukaryota, Viridiplantae, Streptophyta, Magnoliopsida, Poales, Poaceae.
GUUCUCUUCGUCUGGUGCUGGCUUUUCUUGUGGGCUCUCUCCUCUCCCCACCGUUCCCCCAAAACCUCUCUCCCCAAUAUCUUCUCAAUCACAAGCAAUUGGAGUCAGCACACAGAAAAGAUAGAGUAGACCCACCUGAGGAAGAAGAAGAAGCAGAGGAGGGGCAAAACUCAGGAAUCGGAAGGAACAGUCUGGUCUUGGCUGUACCAUGGCUUCUGCAUUUGAUCCUGAUGUUGUUUCUGGAAGGUGAUGACGCCAGGAGACCUGGGAAAACUGCAGGUUAUAUCUCUAUCAGUGAAAGGUCCAUCACUGCUGCUGCAAAACUUACUACCAUAUUCUGAAGGAGAUUUCAUACUAGAUGUCAACCAUUUUUGCAAUAGCUUUAGGAUGUGCUGCAGGAGGUUUGGCAUUACUAGGGUCUGUGAUAGUUCUUGUAGUACUAUGCCUACGGCACCGCAAAAGAACUUCAGAUUCCUCAGAGAGUAAUUCGUCGGGUCAAGCUUUUUCAGAGAUGCGAGGAGCAAGACGGCUGACACUGGAGGAACUAAGAUCAGCAACAAAUAACUUCAGCAGUUCGAAUCUCAUUGGACAUGGAAUGUUCGGAGAUGUAUUCAAUGGUUUACUCCAGAAUGGCACAGUUAUAGCUGUUAAAACGCGGCAUUCUCCUCCUAGCCAGGAAUUUAUUCAAGAGGUUAACUACCUAUCAUCUAUUGGUCAUCGUAACCUCGUAAAUUUUUUGGGAUAUUGCCAGGAGAAUGGCAUGCAGAUGCUUGUUUAUGAGUAUGUCCCCAAUGGCAGUGUUUCUACACAUUUGCAUGGCAACAGCCAUGGUCCAGGUGUAAGGCUAGAAUUCAAGCAGAGACUUUCUAUUGCCCAUGGCACUGCAAAAGGCCUAAGUCACCUGCAUUCACUGACCCCUCCUGCUGUUCAUAUGAACUUCAAAACGGCUAAUGUCCUGGUGGAUGAGGAUUUCAUACCAAAAGUUGCUGAUGCUGGCAUUCGAGGACUACUUGAUCGAAUAGGUGUCGCAUGCCCAUCUUCAAGGAUAUCCAACGAUCCAUUCCUUGGUCCUCGUGGGAAGGAGUCCAUGGUUUUCUCCAUACAGAGCGAUAUAUACAGUUUUGGUGUGUUCCUUGUGGAGUUGAUCAGUGGAAGGAAAGCUGUAGUUGACCAAAGCAUUAUUGAAUGGGUACAGAACUUUCAAGAAUCAAGUGAUAUCUCUGCAAUUGCAGAUAGCAGGAUGACCAGCGGCUUUACCUCAGAAGGCAUGAAGGAAUUGCUGCGCUUGGCUUCAUGGUGCCUGAACCCGAUGAGCGAGACUCGUCCGUCGAUGAGCUUGGUGGAGGCGGAGAUACACCGCAUACGCGAGCAAGAGAUCCGAUUGACAACUGUCAUGUCGGUGGAACGCACCCCAACUGUGACUCUAGGCAGUCAGCUCUUCAGAGCAUCAAGAUGAAGAAGAGUGGAAUGUAUAGCAUUCAAAGACUAAAGGCUAAGCUAGUUUUCUCUUAUGAGGGUUAUAGAUUAGCUUAGAUUACAUAGUGAGCCAGCUCACCAGCUAUAACUCAACUGUACAAAACAGGAGCAGCUGAGAGCUUCCGUUUUCACCCUGGAUUAUUUUCUUCCUUAUUUACCAUAGAUUUUAAACUUGUGUAAAGAAGAAUGCCAAUUCAUUCUUUUUAGUUAGAUAUUAUAAUAUUGGAAGGGUAAGCGCCGAACUGGCAGUUAUAUAUUUCUACUGCAUUAGUCCAGCAUAAUAGUAUUUUCUGAAAAUAAUUGUAGAAGACAAAAUAACCAUGCAGUUGCAGGCAGGGAGAUCAAGGGAUAAUGUGCUCUUCUCACUGGUCCAUGCUCCGUCCAGAGAACAUGCAAAUAUGUAAUGGAAGAAGCCUUACAUACAUAUAUGAGGCCUUACAUACAUAUAUGAGGAUGAAGCGUAGUUUUUACAGGCUGAGAACCUCAAACAUGACGAAACCAUAGAAAAUGAGCCUUUCCUAUUCCAGCUU